GCCAUUCCUGGCAUACCAAAAACACGAGAGUGACCGUCUUCGUAUUUACCCGUGGUGCAGUACCGCGCGUCGAUAUAACGCCGUGCGAAUUUUCCUCCCGUGAAAAUAAGGGCCGCCCUCGCGCUCGCGCGCGUGCCGCCACGUCACGCAGUUCAGCCAAGUGGUGUACCCACGUCGCCGUCAUCCUGACCUGCCCGAGAAAUCCUCAUGAAAGACUGGGAACUCAGUACUCAGAAUAGCAUCGGCAGUGCGGUGGCUGCAGCCGACACCAUUUCCGCGCCGUGGACCCCCGCGAGUUCCGGGCCGCCGCCCGACGCCAACGGCUCCGGCUCGGAUACGAAGAACCUCGACGUUGGCGAAAUUAGCGAUGAUGAGAAGGACUUGUCGGCAGCGGACGCGGAGGGCGUGUGGUCGCCGGAUAUCGAACAGAGCUUUCAAGAAGCUCUUACCAUAUAUCCGCCAUGUGGUCGACGCAAAAUCAUCCUUUCCGACGAAGGGAAGAUGUACGGUCGCAACGAGCUGAUCGCCCGUUAUAUCAAAUUGAGGACCGGUAAGACGAGAACGCGAAAACAAGUAUCCUCGCACAUACAGGUUCUCGCGAGAAGAAAACUUCGGGAAAUACAAGCAAAACUCAAAGUGGAUCAUGCCGCCAAGGAGAAGGCGCUCCAAACAAUGUCAAGCAUGUCAAGCGCCCAAAUAGUAUCAGCUGGAAGCGCGAUACACAACAAGAUGCCCCUCAUGGGCGGGACCCUUGCCCUUCAUGCUUCCACCCCUGUCUCCUAUCCCGGAGCGCAAUUUUGGCAGCCAGGCCUGCAACCUGGAACGUCCCAGGAUGUCAAACCCUUCCCUCAGCCUGCCUAUACCGGAAAACCGGCGACAGCGGUUUCGAGCGGUGAUUUGGUCCAAGCGCAGCCUGCACCACCAUGGGAAGGACGUGCUAUCGCGACUCACAAGCUCAGGCUUGUCGAGUUUUCGGCCUACAUGGAACAACAAAGAGAACAGGAGAUUUACCACAAACACUUGUUCGUCCAUAUAGGAGGUUCCGCGACAUACGCCGAUCCGCUAUUAGAAGCAGUCGACGUUAAACAGAUAUAUGACAAAUUCCCGGAAAAGAAGGGCGGUCUUAAAGAGCUUUACGAUAAAGGACCGCAAGCGGCUUUCUUCCUUGUUAAGUUUUGGGCUGAUCUCAAUAGUAACAUCCAAGACGAAAGUGGAGUAUUCUACGGCGUCACGAGCCAAUACGAGAGCAACGAGAACAUGACGAUAACGUGUUCGACGAAAGUAUGCUCCUUCGGAAAGCAGGUAGUAGAGAAGGUAGAAACGGAGUACGCCAGGUUUGAGAAUGGCAGGUUCGUUUACCGUAUUAGCCGUUCACCUAUGUGCGAAUAUAUGAUUAAUUUCAUCCACAAACUGAAGCACCUACCAGAAAAGUACAUGAUGAAUAGCGUUCUUGAAAAUUUCACCAUUCUUCAGGUUGUCACGAACAGGGAUACGCAGGAAACAUUAUUAUGUACGGCAUAUGUGUUCGAAGUAUCAACAUCUGAACAUGGUGCUCAGCAUCACAUAUACAGAUUGGUCCAAGACUAG
Cyphomyrmex costatus is the source of this 1587-nucleotide messenger RNA. It is a transcript of the gene scalloped, whose product is annotated as TEA domain transcription factor 1 homolog scalloped. NCBI's taxonomy places the organism in Eukaryota, Metazoa, Arthropoda, Insecta, Hymenoptera, Formicidae. Gene Ontology annotation, molecular function: RNA polymerase II cis-regulatory region sequence-specific DNA binding; DNA-binding transcription factor activity, RNA polymerase II-specific. Gene Ontology annotation, cellular component: transcription regulator complex. Gene Ontology annotation, biological process: hippo signaling; embryonic organ development; regulation of transcription by RNA polymerase II. The transcript is spliced from 10 exons. Bases 208 to 1587 code for a protein of 459 amino acids. The record is from RefSeq and is a predicted model, not a curated record.